Molecule: messenger RNA, 3390 nt
Organism: Anopheles merus
Lineage: Eukaryota; Metazoa; Arthropoda; Insecta; Diptera; Culicidae
Gene: Octbeta2R
Product: octopamine receptor beta-2R
Exons: 6
Coding region: 317-1897 (526 amino acids)
Biological process (GO): adenylate cyclase-activating adrenergic receptor signaling pathway
Cellular component (GO): membrane
Molecular function (GO): octopamine receptor activity
Source: RefSeq, a predicted model, not a curated record
AGCAGAAAAUUAAUGAUCGUCAAAUCAAAGAUGAAGUGUCACUGAGCGGCGUUCAAAGCGAGCGGUUCGCUGCCACUGUCAAUCAAAUGGAAUACCUUUGCGUUGGAAAGCUACCGUGAGUGAUAAAGAGUGUGUGUAAGAGAGUGAGAAAGAAAAGAGCGAGCGAGGGAGAGAGGGAUAUUCUUUUGUACGACAACAGAAGCAAGUGUGGGCCAGCAGUGAACAAGUGGAGUAGCAAGUGAGACAAGUGAAGUCGCCGAACCCGACCCCGGAACUGCGACACGGGUCCUGUGCUGCGUAGCGUCCCGUUAACUGUAUGAUGAAUCCUUCCAACGAUGACACGACGAACUACAUGGUCUCAUCCUCAUCGUCAUCCUCGCACCUGCAGUCGGCCGCUGCCCUGCUCGCCUCCACGUUCGGGCUCGCCGACGGGACCGUCCUCUACAACCACAGUGUGCGCGACCGGGGAGACGCUGGCGCACUGGCGGCGGCAUCGGCGGCGUCAGUGGCAGGCACCGGGGGGCUCGAGAGCGCCACCGCCGGCGGGGACACGCUGUCCGUGUUCGAUGCGUCCGGCAGCAGCAUAAUGUUGCAGGGCUUCUCGUCCACCGCACCCAUCGGCGGCACGAUCGAGACGGUCGGGGCGAACGAAUCGAUCGUCGACGGGGGGAUCGACGCCGGUGGUGGCGAAUGGAUCGACGUGGUGCUGCUGGUGCUGAAGGCUUCCAUCAUGAUGUUCAUCAUCGUCGCUGCCAUCUUCGGCAAUCUGCUCGUCAUCAUCUCGGUUAAGCGCCAUAGGAAGCUAAGGGUUAUCACAAACUAUUUCGUCGUAUCGCUCGCCAUGGCUGACAUCAUGGUGGCGAUGAUGGCCAUGACAUUCAACUUUAGCGUACAAAUAACGGGAAGCUGGAAAUUUGGGUCGUUCAUGUGUGACGUGUGGAACAGCCUAGAUGUCUACUUCUCCACAGCCAGUAUACUUCAUCUUUGCUGUAUUUCAGUGGAUAGAUAUUAUGCCAUAGUGAAACCACUUAAGUAUCCCAUAAGUAUGACGAAGCGAGUUGUAGCGAUAAUGUUAUUAAACACAUGGAUAUCACCAGCGCUGUUGUCAUUCGUGCCCAUCUUUGCCGGUUGGUACACUACCGAAAAGCACAAGCAGGAGGUGCUCGAUAACCCGGACAGCUGCCUGUUCAUUGUCAACAAACCGUACGCGGUCAUCUCGAGCUCCAUCUCGUUCUUCAUCCCGUGCACAAUCAUGGUGUUCACGUACUUCCAGAUAUUCCGUGAGGCCAACCGGCAGGAGAAGCAGCUGGCCCUCCGCCAGGGCACUGCCAUGCUGAUGCACCAGCACAAUACGGGCGGGGGCGUUGGUGGUGGUGGCAGCGGCGGCGGCACCAAUGGGGAGGCGCUCAGUGGCAGCGGUUCCUCCAAGACGCUCACGCUGCACGAGGUGGACGCUGAGCAGACGCCGACCAAGGAUCGGCAUCUGAUAAAGAUGAAGCGAGAGCACAAGGCUGCCCGGACGCUUGGCAUCAUUAUGGGAACGUUCAUACUGUGCUGGCUUCCGUUUUUCCUCUGGUACAUCAUCACGUCGCUGUGUGACCGGUGCCCCAAUCCGGACAUUGUCGUUGCGCUGGUCUUCUGGAUCGGGUACUUCAACUCGACGCUCAACCCGCUCAUCUACGCCUACUUCAACCGGGACUUCCGGGAAGCGUUCCGCAACACGCUCGACUGCAUGUUCUGUGCCUGGUGGCGCCGGGAAACGUCCCCGCUGGACAUCAACGUUCGGCGGGCGAGCCUCCGGUACGACUGCCGGGCGAAGAGCGUCUACUCCGAGAGCUACCUGCGGCCCUCGUCCCAGACCGACCGGUUCCACAGCGAGAUCGGCGAAAGUCUGUAACGGCGGUACGAUGACGUCGAUGCGGAGGCCACCGAGUGUACCCGUUUGUUCUGAGCGCAGCCGAGCGAGAUCUGCCCGACCCCAUACAGACACCAGCCAGCCGUGCGGCACUGUUGUUUGCUAUGCAUGCCAAAGAAGACUUGACCCCCGGACAAAAGGUACGCCGUAUGGUACGCCGCUUGCAGUUCAGCAGAAAAGGGGAGCCAGCCGUCACAAGCAGUCGUUACCAAGUGAUACGUUACUAUCUUGUUUUUGUUACUGUACACUAUAUAGCUGUUAAGAGUUUGUAAUGCGUCGGAUUCUAUUGCUUGGUUAUGUAUUUAUUACCUUCUAGCGGAUAGUUUAUUGUGCCGUUCAUCGAGGUCGAAGUCUGUUUAGUUGCGUAGUUGUUUUCUUCUUCUUCUAUUACUAGCUCUUAGCUACUGUUACGAGACCUGUCGUGGUUUUGACUGUUCGGUAUGCCUAUGUUGACAAAAAAUUGUUAGUUUUAGGAAGUGCGUACAGUUUAAUGACUUUAAACCGAUGCCCUUAGAUGAACAAAGAUGUCCAGCUAUGAGAUUCGUUAUUGGGAACGCUUUGCCCUUACUCGUGAAGACAUACCAUCAAAUGGGUGAUCCGACUUUGCUCUACUAUCUGUUGAUGAUAUUUCCCCCAAUAGUGACUUUCUGCUUGCGUCCAGCCAACCAAAACUUCCCAAAAUUAGCUCCUACUCAUGUGUGAAUCUUUGACGCCAGUAGACAAGAAAAACAACAACAAACAGCUCACAGUGCACUUUUGCCCAUCUGUCAAGCCAAAAGGGCAUAGUGCGAAAGUACGCACACGGAAUGUAGGCAGAUAGGUGCUUUUAUUAAUAGCAAGCGCAUUGGACAUUGGCCCUUUCCUAUCGCCCAACCUACGCCACCUAUAUCGCGCUGCCGAAUCGCUGCCAGUUUUAUCCAACCCGCGCGCGCGUGUGUGUGUGAGAGAGAGAGAGAGAGUGUAUGCUACAUUCACCGCACGAACCGCGAUCCGUGUUGCUAAUGAUCUGUAUCGUGCAGGGCUAAGCUGUGGUAUGCGCUCCCACGCCUCUCGAAGGUGCUCGAAAGUGCAACGAAUCUUGGUGUAGAAAUGGCCAUAAAAAUCUCACUACAAAUGUCGCACAAUGGAAAGACAGGUGGCAAUGUGAACCGGCAGACAGGUGGGAUAUAUCGUAUAGGCAGUAAGAUCAAUUUAUCACCAUACAUUCAUACGUACAAGCGGGCAGUGGACUCUGAAAUACAUUCUUCAAAAUACACACAACCACACACACACACACACAUGCAGAGCGUAUAACACUAUUCAAUGCGGGUAUUUGUUUGUAAGAAUUCGUAGAUCGUACUUCAGACACUGUUGUGUAGCGUAGCAAAAGGGAUAGAAUCAGAAGAGUAUUAGAGAAAAGUGAAUACAAAAGGAAUAAAUAAAACAACAGCAUGACGACAAGCCAGUGAUCGGAAAUGAAUGUUAAUAUUUAGCAU